AUGAAAACUGCUAGAAAAAGCUUUAACAAUAGGCAAAUUUUUGCUUUUCCUCCUAAGGAAGAACUCGAAAGAGUUAUUAAAUAUUUUUCUGAUCCAAACUGCAAAGAAAUAAAUCAAGGUCUAAUGCCCAAUGCUAGUGAAUUAGAUAAAGUUAAAUAUAACGUUUGUCAAUCUAUAUCUCGUUACAAGAGAAUAAACAACCUUACUCCGGCUGAACUAGCCCAGAAAAUAGGUAUUAGUCAAGUCAAAACUGAUGACAUUUUGUUUGGCAGAAUUAGUGAAUUAAGUUUUGAAGAGUUGGCUUCUUAUACUGAGAAACUAAGUGGACAUCUUCAAUUAAAAGUCAACUAUGACCGCAAAACAAAACGAAACACUGAAUACCUAAGAGGAUGUAAAAAAAGAGGAAUUAAGCCGGAUAAAAACAGACUAUUUAAUAAUCAAGUAAUCCGAGAUAUGGUUCAACAACUCCACGAAAAAGAAUUAGAAAGCCGUGGAGUACAUUCGCAAUGGAAAGCUUGA
Molecule: messenger RNA, 519 nt
Organism: Funneliformis geosporum
Lineage: Eukaryota; Fungi; Glomeromycota; Glomeromycetes; Glomerales; Glomeraceae
Source: the annotation of a GenBank genome assembly